CGGGCGCAAACUGGAGCCCGGCAACCCCAGCGCCACCGGCCCGGCCCCUCGGCAGGAGCGGGGCCUGGAGCAAGACGAGGCCCGUGGGUCCGCCGGCGGCUUGGCUGGGCCGCUACGGUGGCCGGGCGGGGCCGAUCGCAGAGCAGUCCUCAGGGCGGCUGGGUACGGUGGCCGGCUGGGUACGGCGGCACCUGGCGUUUCCCGGCAACCUUUGCGCUCUAUGUUGUUCAUGACACAACCAACAUGGCCGCCGCCGCCGCCUGCGCGGACUGAGCCCGGCGCUGAUCGGCGGCGGCGGAGCGGGAGCGGCCCCGGCGAUGGAUUUCUCCAAGUUCCUGGCCGAGGACUUCGAGGUGAAGCGCUGGGUGAACGGAGCCUUCCGCGCCGUGCAGCAGCAGGAUGCGCCCGGCAAGGUGGACGCUCACGCCGCUACCUUGGUGAUGAAGUUGCAGCUCUUCAUCCAGGAGGUCAACAACGCCGUGGAAGAAACAAGCCACCAGGCGCUCCAGAACAUGCCCAGAGUCCUUCGGGAUGUGGAAGCCUUGAAACAGGAGGCAACUUUCCUGAAGGAACAAAUGAUCCUUGUUAAGGAGGACAUUAAGAAAUUUGAAGAGGACACAGCUCAGUCAAUGCAGGUCCUGGUAGAGCUUGAUCGAGUGAAAUCCAGAAUGCAGCUGGCUGCUGAGUCCCUCCAGGAAGCAGACAAGUGGAGCACACUGAGUGCAGAUAUUGAGGAAACUUUUAAAACACAAGAUGUGUCAGUGAUCUCUGCCAAGUUAACAGGCAUGCAGAACAGCCUAGCGAUGCUUGUGGACACUCCGGACUACUCUGAGAAAUGCGUGCACCUAGAGGCUCUGAAGAACCGGCUAGAGGCCAUGGCCAGCCCCCAGAUUGUGGCCACUUUCAACGCUCAGUCUGUAGACCAGGCAAAAGUGUUUGUGAAAGUCUUCACUGAAAUUGAUCGGAUGCCCCAACUCCUGGCUUAUUACUACAAAUGUCACAAGGUGCAGCUGGUGACAGUCUGGCAGGAUCUUUGCCAAAGCGACUUAAGUUUAAAUCGGCAGCUGACUGAACUGUAUGAUACUCUGCUUGGAACAUGGCACUCACAACUCCAGUGGGUCAUGCAGGUUUUUAAGAACCCCCAUGAAAUUGUGACUGUGCUGCUGAUCCAAACAUUAGGUGCCUUGGUGCCUUCAAUCCCAGUCUGCCUCAGCACCGCAAUGGAGAGAGCCAGCCAGGAAACCAAACUACAUAAGCUGCUGGAGCUGCAUGACACCACAGCCCACUUUGCAAGAGGCUUGGAAGUAGCAAUGGUGUCUAACUUAAAAGAGCAUAACCUGGUAAAAGUGAUGGAACUGGUGGAAGUAGUGUAUGGGCCGUAUAAACCCUACCAGCUGCGGUACGGAGACCUGGAAGAAGAAAAUCUCCUCAUCCAGAUCAGUGCAGUGCCCUUGGAGCAUUGGGAAGUAAUUGACUGCGUCCAGGAACUGAGCCACUCGGUGAACAAACUCUUCAGUCUGGCUUCUGGAGCCAUCGACAACUGCGUUAAACUCACCGAUGGGCUGGGGGUGUGUGGGCUGCUGAAGGCACUGAAAGCUCUGUUCAAAAAGUAUGUGUCUGACUUCACUACUACUUUGCAGUCCAUAAGAAAGAAGUGCAAACUGGAUGAUAUCCCCUCGGAUUCCCUCUUCCAGGAGGACUGGACCGCAUUCCAAAACUCUAUCCGGAUAAUAACUACUUGUGGCGAACUCCUUCGGCAGUGCGGGGACUUUGAGCAGCAGCUAGCAAACAGGAUUUUAUCCACUGCUGGGAAGUAUCUGCUGGACUCCUACAGCCCUUGUAGCCUGUCUGGCUUUCAGGAUGCCAGCUCUGCGGAGAAGAAGAACUCAGUCAAGAACCCCUGGCAGGAAUACAACUACCUCCUGAAGGAGACUCCGUCUGAGUAUGCCAGCCUCAUGGAAACACUCCAUACCCUAAAGGAGAAAGGGACGAGUAACCACAGCCUGUUGUCCGCAUCUCGAUCUGCCCUUACCCACCUCAACCAGCUAGCGCACCAGUUGGCAUUUGACUCUGUUUUCCUUCGCAUCAAACAGCAGCUCUUACUGAUUUCCAGGAUGGAGGGCUGGAGCUCAGCUGGCAUUGGCGAGACGCUAACAGACGACCUGCCAAACUUCAGUCUGACUCCUCUUGAGUACAUCAGCAACAUUGGACAGUAUAUCAUGUCCCUCCCACUUCAUCUCGAGCCAUUCGUUACUCAAGAAGAUUCUGCUCUGGAACUAGCCUUACAUGCUGGAAAACUGCCGUAUCCUCCAGAGCAAGGUGACGAGUUACCUGAGCUGGACAACAUGGCUGACUACUGGCUAGGUUCCAUCGCCAGAGCUACCAUGCAAACCUACUGCGAAGUUAUCCUGCAGAUUCCAGAGCUCACCCUUCACUCAGCGAAGCAGCUUGCCACGGACAUUGAUUAUCUGAUAAAUGUGAUGGAUGCCCUCGGCCUUCAGCCUUCGAAGACUCUACAAAACAUUGUUACUCUAUUGAAGACCAAACCAGAAGACUACAGGCAAACAGCCAAAAGCUUGCCCCGCAGGCUAGCAAGCAACAUCGCCACCAUGAGAAGUGUGGACUAUUAACUCCAAGCCCUCGAAAAACACCAGCAGGGGAGGUCUUGGCUAAAGGCUAAAUUUCGUACAUUGAAUUUUUUCUCCAAUAAACUUUCCAAGGAUGAUGGGAAUGUAGUUGGGGAAAAGAGGAAUUUAUUUGUGACUCAUUUAAUACAUUUUCUUCAUUUGGAAAUGUUGCGAGAGCUCUCCAGGUGUUUUGAACUACGAAAUGGAAAAGAAAAAUGUCUUAAUGACCACAUUUCCCUUUAGCCAUCUGGGUGACCUGGCUGCGUUACAGCUGUCUUGUGACAAGUGUUCUGACGCUAGCCGGAGAGUACAUGCCGCAUGACAAUGAAAUGAUGGGCUUUUUUAGUGCAGUCUAAUUAAUGCGGAGUGAAAUUACAGGGUAUGUGCAGCGUGGAUCAACUGAAAUGAGGACUCUCCUACCUGCAGGCAAUGCGCAUUGCUCAAGUCUCUCAUUAUCCACAAUCUCAUGAAGGUGGUGUCUCAGCAAUUAGCAGAAAAGGCAGGACCAAACUAAGCCCUGACAACAAAACCAGUUUAGUAAGUUGUUUCUCAGGAGAUUUUCUUCCUUCUGAAGCUAUUGGGAAGCUUCUAGGGAAUUGGAUGUAGCAGUGUUGUAGUCUUCUUGUGAAAUGGAUGCAAGUGUGGUGUGUGGGUUUUUGCGAAAAGGCUUAUCUAAUCUAGGAACGCUUCCAAGGGUAUAGGCUCGGGGAAAGUAUAAACUGAUCCCACUGUUGGGAUUUUGGCUGUGUGGGAUCAUGGUUGAUACAAAUGCCACUAGGGGAAACUCUGCAAGGCUCAGCUUCUGGGAACCUUUUUUGGGUGAAUCAAGUCUUAGAAAUUUAAAAUGCCUGAUUUUUUGAGGGGGAGGGAGGUGGUGGUGUGGUACUAGAAGAAUUUCCCUGGAACAUCUGCACCAAUGUAGUGUCAGUCUGAACUGCUUUUCCAAGCUACCUAUAGAAUUUGAUACUUCAUCUGCAACAUUACUUUAACCAGUUUUUUUGGCAAGAGAGGAGUCCUGAUCUGGAAUGCAAACCAACACAAAUAUUCAGGUGUGUCUUGAUUCUAAGCACAGGCUGUACCCGAAAGGGAUUACGACUCUCUUGGUUGCUGGCAGCAGCAGCCCUGAGGUUUUACUGCUCUCCUAUCCGAAUGGAAUCAUCUAUUUGACAGUGAACUUCCCUCCUCUGAAGUGUACCUUUUAUCUGGUGUGUACUUAAGAAAUGUGCAGUUACAGCCCAUACAACCAAAUAAAAAUGAAACCUCUCUA
Chrysemys picta bellii (western painted turtle) is the source of this 3894-nucleotide messenger RNA. RefSeq names its product component of oligomeric golgi complex 7 (gene COG7). The record is from RefSeq and is a predicted model, not a curated record. Gene Ontology annotation, biological process: Golgi organization; intracellular protein transport; retrograde vesicle-mediated transport, Golgi to endoplasmic reticulum. Gene Ontology annotation, cellular component: COG complex. Lineage: Eukaryota; Metazoa; Chordata; Testudines; Emydidae.